Lotus japonicus is the source of this 1064-nucleotide messenger RNA. RefSeq names its product 40S ribosomal protein S3-3-like. Gene Ontology annotation, biological process: translation. NCBI's taxonomy places the organism in Eukaryota, Viridiplantae, Streptophyta, Magnoliopsida, Fabales, Fabaceae. The transcript has 6 exons. Gene Ontology annotation, molecular function: structural constituent of ribosome; RNA binding. Gene Ontology annotation, cellular component: nucleus; cytosolic small ribosomal subunit. The record is from RefSeq and is a predicted model, not a curated record. Bases 132 to 836 code for a protein of 234 amino acids.
CGUUGGAUUGAGUAUCGCCGUCCUCUACAAAUUCUAUCCUUCUCAGCGUCCCACACUCCCAUUUCUCAAAUCUAGGGUUUGCAACGAAGCAGCAGCAGCAGCAGUGUCUCACCUCCCUCAGUUGACUGAAGAUGGCAACCCAAAUGAGCAAGAAGCGAAAGUUUGUGGCGGAUGGAGUGUUCUUCGCCGAACUGAACGAGGUUCUCACCAGAGAGCUUGCUGAGGAUGGUUACUCCGGUGUGGAGGUCAGGGUUACCCCUGUCCGCACCGAGAUCAUCAUCAGAGCCACCAGAACCCAGGCUGUUCUUGGUGAGAAGGGAAGGAGAAUUAGGGAGCUUACCUCAAUUGUACAGAAGAGGUUCAAGUUUCCUGAGAAUAAUGUGGAACUCUAUGCUGAGAAGGUGAAUAACAGAGGGCUCUGUGCUAUUGCUCAGGCUGAGUCUCUCCGCUACAAGCUCCUUGGUGGCCUUGCUGUACGCAGGGCUUGCUAUGGUGUUCUGAGAUUUGUUAUGGAAAGUGGUGCUAAGGGAUGUGAGGUAAUUGUCAGUGGAAAAUUGAGAGCCCAGAGGGCCAAAUCCAUGAAGUUCAAGGAUGGGUACAUGAUUUCUUCUGGCCAACCAGUCAAGGAUUACAUUGACUCUGCAGUGAGACAUGUGCUCCUUAGACAGGGUGUUCUUGGUAUCAAGGUUAAGAUCAUGCUCGAUUGGGAUCCUAAAGGUAAACAGGGUCCCAAAACCCCCCUCCCGGAUAUUGUCACAAUCCACACUCCAAAGGAGGAAGAAGAAUACAGGCCUGUGGCUGUUUUGGCAAAUGAUAUUGAGGUUCCUGUUGCUUGAAAAAUGUUUUGAUUGCUCUGAGUAGUAAUCUUUGUAGCUCAGCACCUACUUUUGCUUGCAUGAGGUGUUUUUUGUCAAAAACUUGUUCAAGAUUCUUAUAGUUUCAUGAACUGUUUUAGAUAUUUUAAUACUCGGUUGGUAUUUAAGCAUAACUUGUCCUUUUUUUAUUAGACCUAAAUAUGUUUUUGUCCCUCUAAUUAUAUCUAGUUUUGGUUAUGGACCCUCUUA